UGUCACGUGACAAAAAAAGUUAUGAAUGUGUAAAGAGAUGAUUUCAUCUUAGUUCUCCAAUUAGUUUUUAGCCCUUGUCUAAUUCAUUCCUACGAGGCAUGUGAAUUUCGAUGACGUUGACUGUUGGGACUUUUCGAUGAGUGUUUCUUGAGGAAGUGGACACUGAUGAAUGUUCUUCGAAAUUAUAAUCAAGAGUCGGACAUCGCUGAUUCCUGUGUAUGACACAAAGUUAGGCAAUGGAUUGGCUGCAUUGCAACACCUGUUUUCACCAACCAGGAGAUGGAGGGAAGUUCCUGUUAACAAGCUGUGGCCAUAUAUACUGUGAAAAGUGUAUAGAUCAAGUCACCAAUGGAAAGUGUAAAAUGUGUGGCACUGCGUGUACAACCAUUCCCCUGUCUGGACAGAUGAAACCAGAUGUUGAAUUGUUUUUUACUAAUCCAAUGGAUUUACUUAAAAAGGAAUUCAGAAAAAUCAUUCAGGUCAUGGACUUCCAACACAAUCAAAGGAGGAGAUUUUUUUCAUAUUUGAUGGACAAGCUCCACAGACAACAGAAUGUUAUGGAGAAAUGUCAAAGAGCUAUCCGAGCCUCCCAUGACCUGGAAAGGGAGAUGAGCAAACUACGCGAAGAAAAUUCCUACUUGAAAAGAUUGAUGAAUGAACGUGAAAGUAGACACAUAGCCAGUACAACUAACAGAUCACAUGGACGUCGCAGUGGGAACUCAUCACCUGUCUACAGAAGUUCCCCAUCCUCUUCACCACAGAUGAUCAGCUCAGGCAGAAGCCAGUCACAGACCCAGCUCUCACAGACCCAGCUCUCCCAGGCCGUGUCCCAGGCAUCAUUUAUAGGACUCCCCAGGAGUGCUAAUGCUUAUACAAAUUUUGGAUCCACUGUUUCCAGAGUGUCAGUGCGAACCCCUCCCUCAGGUGGGCGUAUAGGAACGGUUGGAGACACACCGUCACCUAGGAGAUAUACGGUGCCUGCAACCCCAAAGUCAGUCCCUCAUCCGAUUGCAUUUGGUAGCCUCCUAACUCCAUCUCCUAUGUAACGCAAGGUAAAUCCAUUCUUGAAUACACUAUGGGACGAACAUAGUGAUGUGUUUAACUUCAUUCCAACAUGACCCGAGGGAUCGGAAUGUUUAGGAGACAGAUGCCACUGAACCACUUCGUCCCUGUCGUUUGUCAGAAACCUGUGGCUGGAAACGUGCUAAACUAUUUGCAUCGCUGGACCUGUUCAUUUUUCUACUGCCACACAGAGGACUGUUUUCUCAGAUUUUUUUGGCAGUAUAAUUGUGUAGGAAGUUGUAAACGUUACUAAACCAUGUGUAUAAUUCUGUAAAGCAUGCUGGCAGUCAGCUCUAAGCUAGUCAUUGAUCCUAAUUAUUCCAUAUUUAGGUUUUGUUAUUUGUUCUCUGUAAUGUAUUGUUUAGGGAUUGUUACAAAAUUUGAUGGUGUGAGAAUGUUGUUCUCAUAGAAUAAAUUAAGUCUACAAUACCGGACAGAUAGUUAUUGUAAAAUUAUAUUGCAAUUAAAUGUAUG
Messenger RNA from Mizuhopecten yessoensis (Yesso scallop), 1536 nucleotides. RefSeq names its product RING finger protein 212B-like. The record is from RefSeq and is a predicted model, not a curated record. Gene Ontology annotation, molecular function: SUMO transferase activity. The transcript has 15 exons. Lineage: Eukaryota; Metazoa; Mollusca; Bivalvia; Pectinida; Pectinidae. Gene Ontology annotation, cellular component: synaptonemal complex. Gene Ontology annotation, biological process: reciprocal meiotic recombination; homologous chromosome pairing at meiosis; protein sumoylation. The coding region runs from base 237 to 1046 and encodes 269 amino acids.